Molecule: messenger RNA, 845 nt
Organism: Cloeon dipterum
Lineage: Eukaryota; Metazoa; Arthropoda; Insecta; Ephemeroptera; Baetidae
Product: GILT-like protein 1
Exons: 5
Coding region: 101-805 (234 amino acids)
Molecular function (GO): oxidoreductase activity, acting on a sulfur group of donors, disulfide as acceptor
Source: RefSeq, a predicted model, not a curated record
UCAAAAAGGCAACGUGUGGAUUAGAUGUACCUAAUCUGAAAAAAAGAUACCAAGUCAAAAGGAGUAAAAUUGCUCGCGCUCAGUUCUGAAGGUUGACAAAAUGAAGUCCUUGCAAAUUUUACUUCUUCUGUGCACCUUUGGAGUCUUCUGUUCAGCGCAGGAGACGUUCAAGCCUGUGAAAAUUUCUGUUUAUUAUUCCGUGUAUUGUGACAACUGCAGAGCAUUUUUCACUGCGAAAUUCGGACCGUACUAUGAAAGGUUCAAGUCCUGGAUUGAUCUUGACCUGAUCCCGUUUGGAAACUCAACGCACAAAGACGAAGGAAACUUCGAAUUUGACUGCGAAAAUGGACCAGACGAGUGCGUCGCCAACAAGUGGCACACAUGCGCAAAUUGGAUCUACAAGGCCAGAUACCCAGAGGAAGUUGCCAAUUUUGUCAAUUGCACUCUUUGGAGGGACGAUAAGUUCUUUGAUGAUAUUGCGGACUGUGCCGAAAAAUUCCGCCUCGACUUUCUUCCCAUUCAACACUGUGUGAAUGAAAUCGAAGGUUCAAUCCACCUGGCAGCUAAUGCGGCAAGAACGAGGGAACACGUGCCUGAAAUAACGUCAUACCCCACAAUCGACUUCAAUGGGACCUUUGAUCAAGAUCUUCAAGACUUGGCUGUGAUGGAUUUUAAAGCAGCCAUCUGCUCGCUAAUAAAAAAUCCGGACACUGGAGCAAAACCAGACGAAUGCAAUGGAGCGCUUAUGAUGGUUCCUUUUUACAGUGUCAUCAUUUUAGCUCUGGGAUUAUUGCUUCGAGUUUAGUGUUUCCGAAUAAUCUUUAAUAAACUUACAUUGAGACGAA